Messenger RNA from Ornithodoros turicata, 3357 nucleotides. RefSeq names its product DNA repair protein complementing XP-C cells homolog (gene Xpc). Gene Ontology annotation, molecular function: damaged DNA binding; single-stranded DNA binding. The transcript has 6 exons. Gene Ontology annotation, cellular component: nucleotide-excision repair factor 2 complex; nucleus; cytoplasm. Gene Ontology annotation, biological process: mismatch repair; nucleotide-excision repair. The coding region runs from base 167 to 3232 and encodes 1021 amino acids. Lineage: Eukaryota; Metazoa; Arthropoda; Arachnida; Ixodida; Argasidae. The record is from RefSeq and is a predicted model, not a curated record.
UAGCGUAUUCUCAAGCAACAUUGACAACAAAUAUGGCAGCGUCCUGUUACUAUAGUAACUGCUGAGCAACCAUUAUGUGCGCGGUUUCACAAGUCGAAACGUGAUUUUUUAGGGGUUUUGCUUGGAUGACAUCGUAAUGUUUUGUGCGUGACAACUGCAAAUCAAGAUGCCCAAGAAAGGGACAAAAAGAACAAUAAACAGAGACGCCGAGACCACCAAUGAGACGCACGUGUUUGGGAAAUCUAGCGAUGUCCUUCAAAAGAGAAGAUCCGCAAGGCUGGUAGGAAAAAGGCAGCAGCUUCCAUCAACACAUAACGACCACGAUGAGGACGGCGAACAACUUCAAGAACGGUCUGGGAAACGCCGCUACAGCGAAUCUGAUGUCUCGGACUCUGACGCAGAUUACAAACCAAGCGCGGCAGCUCAUAGCGAGUCGGAGGAAUCUUCCGACACCGAGGUUCCAGUGAAGAAACCCAAACAGAUAGACAACAUCGCUCAAAAUGAUAUUUGGGAUUCAGACAGUGAAAAGAAACCAUUCGAAAUUGACAGACUCGCAAUUAAUUUGUCUGACGACGAAUCUUCAAGCAGUGAUGAAGACUUCGAAUCUGUUGACGGUAGCGCUACUACUAAGCACGGAGCAUCGCGAGGUGCUCCAUGUGCGAAGAGUGAAUCGAGCUCACAAUCAGAAAUUUUGGUCCCAAAGGCGAGCUGUAAUGAUCGAAGUCACGAGUCAUCGAACGAUAUGACAGGUGCAGACGACAUGGCUACGAAUAACAUCUUCCGUGCUAACCUGGAAGCAAUUUCCAAGAUCCAAAAGGUGUACGAUAACAUGCAGUCGAAAAGCACUACGGAGGACAACAAGAAAGACUGUCUGCAAGAUGUCAUUGCUGACAUGCUUAGGGAAAAUGAACCCAACAAGGACUGUGGUGGGGUGAAGGAUGAAGGUAAGGCAUGUGAGAAGAAAAAAAAUAUGACUAGCAGUAAACAGAAAAAGUCUGCAGAAAGUUCCAAAGCUAUCCUCGCUAAAACAAACGCCUGUGUAGGGAAGAAAAAAAGCAAAAAGGAAAGUGAGCGCAAACAAAGUACAUCAGUAUCGGAAUCAUCAGGGGUGAGGAAAACGCAGGCUGCAAUGUCGUCUGGUGCGAAUGCUAAAAGGGCAAGCAAGUCAUCCUGCAGCACAUCGAUGAACCAAAGACCUGUCAGUGCUCGCAAAGACAGCAAAAGGACCAGAGCAAACGAGCAACAGCCACAUGAGAGUGAAACAAGCGAUGAUUUAUCAGAGUCGUCCGACUGGGAAGAGGUCACAGCAUCUGGGAGCACCACUGAGUUAGAUAGCUACAAUCCAACCAUCCCACGCGAGGGUGUGGAGAUCACUCUCCAAGCCCCCACGGUGAUCAGGAAGCGUAAGAGACACAAAUUUGAUCCCGAGGAACACGUCCGGCUACAGAUCAACAGGAGACGUAAAGCCAUCCAGCAAUACAAGCACAAGGUUCACCUUCUGUGUCUUCUUGCAUGGGGACUACGAAUAAACAACGUUCUCCUCGAAGAAGAGCUUCAUGCCACUGCCCUAUCGCUGGUACCGCAAGAGUUCCACAAUUACGCAAACAGAAAAACUACUUAUCUAGACGUUGAUCGUUUGUUAAAGCUAUUCCGUCGGGUGUUCUCUUACAAAGUGAGCUCAGAGUCGGACACAAAGGACAUUUCGGGUGCCUUAAUGGUCGCACUGAGCAGCAUGUUCACGACGUGCAUCAGAGAUUAUGCGUUGCUCUUUCUCUUAAUAAUCCGCUCGUUGAAAAUCGAGGGUCGCCUCUGCGUUUCUUUAUAUCCUGUUGCAUUGAAGACUGAAGAUCUGUUGAAACCUAAGCCAAAACCGAAAGAAUCCGAGGAUGAUUCUAACUCGCAAGACACACAGAUUGAUUAUAAGAAGCCCAAUGACUCAAAAAAAUCAAGCAAGAGGCUGGAUGAAAAAGAAAGAACAAAAAAGAAAUCGCAUUUGGGUGAGAGUUGUAGUGACGACGAUUUUAAACCGCACAAACAUAAGGUGAGCAAAAGCAAGUCGUCGAAGAUGGAGAGUCGAGGCAAAAAGAAAUCUGGAUGCUCGAAAGAGAAAGAAAGUGACAAUAAAGCUAAAAGUGGUAUCAAAAAGCAAACCAAGAAAGCAUCAAGUUCUGACUGUGACGAGUCAUCCGGAAGUAAGGCUAAGUCUGAAGAUGAGGCCGUAAUUGAGCACUGGGUGGAAGUCUUCUGCAACAGUGAUUCCCGCUGGGUACCAGUGGAUGUCGUGCAUGGCUCGAUCGGAACCAUAGUGGAGCCAACGAUUCGAGACCCAAUCCUCUAUGUCGUAGGGUUUGAUCACGACAACUGCGUCAAAGACCUCACCAGGAAAUAUGCCUCUGGAUGGCUCACGACGGUUCCGAAACAAAGGGUGAAUGAGAAGUGGUGGGCAGAGACACUGGAACCUUAUCGGCCACUCAACAGGGAGAAGGACCUCGAAGAAGACAGGCAGAUUCAGACCAAGCUUCAAAAGCUGCCACUGCCCUGCUCCAUAGCAGAGUUCAAAAACCACCCGCUCUACGCGCUGAAGAGACACCUGUUGAAGUUCCAAGCCAUUUACCCGAGCGAUGCCCCAACGCUUGGGUUUGUGAAGGGAGAACCCGUCUACGCGAGAGAGUGCGUACAGGCCUUACAUUCGCGAGAGACGUGGCUACGGGAAGCGAGGAUGGUGAGGGUUAAUGAGAAGCCAUACAAGAUUGUCAAAGCGAGACCGAAGUAUGACAAGUUCUCUGGUCAGAAAGUGACAGACCAGCCCUUGGAGUUGUUUGGAAUGUGGCAGACAGAGGAAUACAUGCCCCCAAUAGCAUUCGACGGAAAAGUUCCACGCAAUGCUUACGGAAAUGUCGAGAUGUUUAAGCCCAGCAUGCUUCCCAUCGGAACAGUGCAUUUGCAAGUUCCUGGCCUCUGCCGUGUAGCUUCAAAGUUGGGUAUUGACUGCGCACCGGCUGUCAUCGGAUUCGAAGGUCAUCAUCGUGGAUCACAUCCUGUGUUCGAUGGCUGGAUUGUAUGUGAGGAAUUUCGUGACACACUCAUGGAAGCGUGGGCGGAAGAACAAAGUAAUAUCGAGAAGAAACAGGCAGAGAAACGUGAGAAACGAAUCUAUGGCAAUUGGAGAAGACUCAUCAAAGGUGUUCUCAUCAGGGAGAGACUCAGAGCAAAGUAUCUGGACGAUGAUUAAACUAGUUUGUUGCGUUCCGAGAGUUCACCCGGAAUUUUCUUUCUUUUGUAAAAGCAUUUUACUUACCCUGUAAAUAAAUUUUUAGAGUAAAUUAAAAACAUGUUUUGUGUCUUCACUUUACAGCA